GAAAGUGAAAGCCAACACAAAGCUACCAUGGAAGCAGUCUGAAAACAUUCUUUCUUGCUCUAAAAGAGAUCAUCGCUUGCAGUUGCAGACAAACAAAGGAGGGUAUGAAUGGCAUGGUAAAGCCAAUGGAAGAGAUGGUGGCCAACACAAAGGGAGGGCCGGUUCUAGAGAGGAAAACAAAGCCACCGGAGCAGUUGAAUUGCCCUAGAUGCAACUCGACGAACACCAAGUUUUGUUACUACAACAAUUACAGCCUCACUCAGCCAAGAUACUUCUGCAAGACUUGCCGGAGGUACUGGACCGAGGGUGGAUCUUUAAGGAAUGUGCCAGUCGGUGGUGGUUCCAGGAAGAACAAAAGAUCGACGUCGAUAUCGACCUCAAUAUCGACAUCGUCUUCAGCUUCUGCCAAAGUCCCGGAUCUAAGCUCGACGAGCUUCCCGUCUCAAAACCCUAAGGCACCACCCCACAAAGGCCAGGACCUUAACCUGGUUUUCUCGGCUAACCAAGAGAUUCAUCAUGGUUUGAGCUUAUCCCAUUAUAACGACCAGCAAAACUACUACUCGACUUCGGCUAUGGAGCUCCUUAGGGCUGGGAUGGUAUCAUCAAAGGGGUUGAAUUCUUUCGCUCAAACACCGACCCAAGAUUCGACUGCGCUUUACUCGACUGGGUUCCCCAUGCAAGACUAUAAACCGACACUCAGUUUUCCGAUCGAUGGAGCUGGAAAUAGGGCUGGUGUGGUCCAUGGAGGUCAAGAAAAUAAUGGUGGAAGGGUUUUCCUCCCUUUUGGAGAAUUAAAACCGAUUUCGAGUACUAACGGAGUUGAAGAUCAAAACAAGGAACGAAGCAAUUCAGCUGGAUAUUGGAAUCAUAAUGGAGUGUUAGGUGGAGGAUCAUGGUAAAAGAGAUGAUGACGAUGAUGAUGAAGAAGGAUCAAGGAACUGCUUCUUCCUUUAUUCUUUUUUUUCCCUUUCACAUGGUUGAUUUGAUUGUUAGUUGUUAAAAGUUGUUUAGAACUAACAGAUCAUCAUCAUAGGAUGAUGCAUAUAUAUUGAUGGGGUUUCUUCAUUUGCUUUUGAAUCUCCCC
Hibiscus syriacus is the source of this 1084-nucleotide messenger RNA. RefSeq names its product dof zinc finger protein DOF3.7-like. The record is from RefSeq and is a predicted model, not a curated record. Gene Ontology annotation, biological process: regulation of DNA-templated transcription. The transcript has 2 exons. The coding region runs from base 105 to 899 and encodes 264 amino acids. NCBI's taxonomy places the organism in Eukaryota, Viridiplantae, Streptophyta, Magnoliopsida, Malvales, Malvaceae. Gene Ontology annotation, molecular function: DNA binding; DNA-binding transcription factor activity.